Exophiala mesophila is the source of this 2238-nucleotide messenger RNA. RefSeq lists its product as uncharacterized. The coding region runs from base 676 to 1947 and encodes 423 amino acids. Gene Ontology annotation, cellular component: fungal-type cell wall. The record is from RefSeq and is a predicted model, not a curated record. The transcript has 4 exons. Lineage: Eukaryota; Fungi; Ascomycota; Eurotiomycetes; Chaetothyriales; Herpotrichiellaceae.
GGUGGAUUCCACGCCCUGGGCGCCAACUCUUUCAGAGUCUUGAGUCUUCAAGCGGCUGCCAUCCCUGUCCAUAUCUCGUCGUCCGCCUUUCAUCCUCUACCAAUCAUUCUCCUCCCGCUCGACAGCCUCGACCGAGAUGUCCUCCCCUUUCAAGGCUUGGGACUUCCGAAUACUCGGUCCCCAGCUCUCUUUAUCUCCUCCCUCUCCACACUUUCUUCUUGACUUCAUCUUACCAACAAACACUCGGGCCUUGGAAGUUGGCGCUCUCGCUGCAUUCUGUCCCCCCUCGCUCGUUUCUCCGUCCACUCUUUUGCCCAGCAGAACCCACCCACACGCUGCACACUGACUCCCCUGGAGCCAGCCUUUCCACUCCCUUAUACACGCCAUCUUCGUCACUUGGUCCGAAUCCGUGCUUUUUUUUUCGUUGCCAGCCUUUCACUUUCGCUGCAAACGGCCAUCUAUUCAAGCCUGUCUUGAAUCACUCAAAGGGUCAUCUGGUACCCGUCCACUCAUUCAUACAGCACACUCACCGGCUGGCGUUCGAAUCAAAGAGCAUUCAUUGUUUGUCGUUUCCGGUCGAUUCCCUCAAUAGUCGACCUCUCCAGCAACCCAGCUCGUCCAUUCCUAGUGAACCAGUAUUGGACCUCAAUCGCCAUCUUGAUCAAUUCCUAAACCAUGAAAUACGCCUGGGGCGCUGGUGCCCUCCUGGCGACUGCCAGCACAGUCGCCGCCACUGCCGUCUUUGAGGCGGGCAACUGGUAUUCCAACCAGGUCAAGGCCAUCUCGUACUCAAAUUUCGGAACUGCUGGCAGUUAUAAAAAGGUCACCACCAUGUCGAAUGGUGUCUGCAACUUUGAUGAGCAGCCAUACUCGGGCGGCCUGGCCCCUUUCGACAAAGAGGUCUCUGUGCAUUUCCGAGGGCCCUUGCGACUAAAGCAAUUCGCGUCCUACACCCCAGGCUCGGGCUCUGUUAAGCGAACCCUUCAUCCCUCGCCGCAUGAGCGUCGACAUAAUCACCAACACAUGCAUCACCAUGCCCACAAUGCUCGACGCUCCGAGCCCGAAAAUGCCGAGGAGAAACGGGCUGUCGGCGACUGGAUCACCGCAACUAUCAAUGGCGACAUCGUUUCGUGGUUGGACGCCGGUGGCCCUGCUGCCACCACUCCCACGGGUGUGUCAAGUCCUGACGUCGGAGUUCCCGCUGAACCGGCACCUACCCUCAACCUCGGAUCCGGAACUUGGGCACGGCAAGCAUAUUACGAUGCUGCUUCGGGGGUUGCGGACGGUCUCGUCUUCUUGAACAACAUGGGAGGUCAAGGGUCUGGCACUUUUGAUUAUACAUGGGGCAAUUCGCUUGCGUAUGCUGGCCCCUUGGCCGAAUCUGGUUCCGCCUCGCCUGUUACUCUUGCCGACGCUCUGAUCGAUGAUAACAAGGAGAUCAUCAUUUUCAGCGACAAACCUUGCACCAGUGACUGUGGCGCCGUCAGAGACGGCACCGUUGCUUACCAUGGCUUCAACGGCGACUCCAAACUGUUCCUCGUCGAAUUCUCCAUGCCUCUCUCAGGCAAGACAGGCUUCAACGCUGAUAUGCCCGCCAUCUGGCUGCUCAACGCCGAAAUCCCCCGCACCCAGCAGUACGGUGAUUGCUCUUGUUGGAAGACUGGCUGUGGAGAACUCGACGUCUUUGAAGUUCUGAACUCGGGCAAUCAAAAGGCCAUCACCGCCUGGCACGGUGCCAAUUCCAAGGGCGAGUCCAGCUGGUUCCAAAGGCCCAUCGACAAAACCAUGAAGGCCGCCAUUCUUCUGGACGGGGGCUCGGGCUCCGCUAACAUCGUGGUCCUGCCCGACGAAACCACUUUCGAUACCAGUUUCACCGACUCGGUGGUUUCCUCACUCAUCAACUCGAUAACGGACCCGUUAUUGAAUAUCAAGGUGGCACUGCCAUGAUUUCAAUGACGAUGACGAGCCAUUUGCCUUUCUACACAAAGGCCAUUCUAGCGAAGCAGGUCAGGUCCUGGCACUGACGCUGGGUUCCCGUCUUGCAUGAUCUGUUGACCCGAGCAUUGGGGGGCUUGACAUUUGCUGCAUUCUGGACAUUUGAUACCCAGAUUUUCUGCCAUGUGCAUGAUUGCAUUUGCCUGUGUAAAUAUAACCAACAAGUUUGAUGAUCUUAGUUUCUAGAUGGUGUUAGAUUCCAAUCGAUGGUUGGAUCGAGUUUUUGAGCUGGAAUGAUGUGAU